Castor canadensis (American beaver) is the source of this 3136-nucleotide messenger RNA. It is a transcript of the gene Znf750, whose product is annotated as zinc finger protein 750. Gene Ontology annotation, molecular function: DNA-binding transcription activator activity, RNA polymerase II-specific; RNA polymerase II cis-regulatory region sequence-specific DNA binding; promoter-specific chromatin binding. The record is from RefSeq and is a predicted model, not a curated record. Lineage: Eukaryota; Metazoa; Chordata; Mammalia; Rodentia; Castoridae. Gene Ontology annotation, cellular component: nucleus. Gene Ontology annotation, biological process: positive regulation of transcription by RNA polymerase II; epidermis development.
GGUCCCUGUGACAGGCAGCAAGGUUAGCUUCUGCCCGCCAGCUCAGCUCUCCAGAGGACCUCAACAAAAAACCUCAGAGCGAGGGUGAAAGGCACACAGGUGGAAAGAGGUUUCACUGGCCCUCACAAGAACACCAUGUAGGUUGUCCCUCAAGGGGCACGUAUUUCAGAACACACCUGAGUGUUGACCUGCUGCUGUGUGCACAUGCUGAAGCUCUGAAGGAAGGGAAGCCUCAUACAUGAGUCUUUAUUGUACAUUAACUGUUAUCAGAGCAGGACCCUCCACACAGGCUUCUGCACCCUGGCAGGAACCAACACAGCCCCCACACAGCCACCACGGUGGCGCCUGGCUCAUUAGGUCCAUGUUCGGUGAGGCUGCAUGGAACUCAGUGGGUGCAAACACAUGAAUCGUAGCUGCGGGCGGAGGAAUAUCAGGUGCAUCUCUAUGCCUGGAGGGCUCAACUCCUACACUUAAAUCCCUCCCACUGGAACAGCCGGCUCCAGUUUCACCGAGCCAGCGAGCCGGCGUGAGAACAGAUCCUGCUCCUCAGCCCUCAGCACCUCUCCGGCACUGUGUCCCAGCACUGCCCACCUCCGCUCUAUUGUAAGACCCUGAGCACAUGAAGCUGGCUUCAAAUAAAAGUGCUCAGAAACAAGAGGAAAGACUCACCUCCUGAAAAGCCACAAGCUCCUGAUUAAAGAGGGGCCAGCAGUGACCACACUACUGAGCAGACCCGAGUCCAAACACAGAGGACAAUGAGCCUCCUGAAGGAACGAAAGCCAAAAAAGCCACACUAUAUCCCGAGGCCCCCAGGAAAGCCCUUCAAGUACAAAUGCUUCCAGUGUCCCUUCACCUGCAAUGAGAAGUCACACCUCUUCAACCACAUGAAGUACGGUCUCUGUAAGAACUCCAUCACCUUGGUGUCAGAACAAGAUCGUGUGCCCAAGUGCCCCAAGUCCAGCUCUCUGGACCCUAAGCAGACCCACCAGCCAGAGCCUGCCACAAAGCUGGCCACUUCCAAGUCCCUUACAAACGGACUCUCCAGCUUUGAUCCGAAGACUCCUCAGGGCUUUACCAGUGAAGAUACCAAAGAGAACCUGGAGUUGCGGGCUCGAGGGACCCACAAGUGCCCGCAGAAGCCAGCCCUCCAGAAGGAAAUGGCACCAGAUGCUGUCCUCAGCACCCAGCCUGGUCUGGACAGCGGGCUUCGGCCUUCAGCAUUUGUUCCAGUUGGGGAGCACAGACUUAGGGGGCCAGAAGACACAGAGGCUCCUGAAAUAUUGGCAUUAACCAGCCCGACAACCAAAGCCACGUCUUUCCAUGCCAAGUCUGCAUUCCACACUCCAGGCUAUCCCUGGAAAGCUGGAUCCCCAUUCCUCCCACCUGAGUUUCCACAUAAAAUCCCAACUACAAAGGGUUUCAGUGCCAUCUCUCCCUAUGUGCACCCCGCAAUCCCAGAGUACCCCCCUCCCUUCUACACAGAGCAUGGGCUGGCUGCCAUCUACUCCCCCUACCUGCUGACUGGAAAUGCACCUGAAUGUGACACCACCCUGCUUUCCGUCUAUGGGGCUCAAGACCAGAGACACUUCCUGCCUCACCCGGGGCCGCUCCCAAAGCACUUGAACCCGUCCCCAUCAACAUAUGAGCACUACAGGUUUCUCCAGCAAUACCACUCCAACCUGCCAAUUCCUUAUGGAUUUUACAGACCGGAGUCUGCAUUUUCCUCCUACGGUCUCAGGCUCCCACCUGUCACGGGCAUCACACGUGAUCAGAGUUCUCGCCUGCUUGAAGAAGCCACCCUAGCCUAUCCGGUUUCAAGUCCCUCUGAGUUAAACUCUCCAAACUCCCACAAAAAACACACAGAGUUUGAGAAGGAAAGCCCAACACCCAAGACUAAAGACCCCUCCAAAGACGGACAGAGGGACACAGAAGGAGCCAAAAUGAGCCCCCGUGCAGGCAGUGCAGCCACAGGCUCCCCAGGAAGGCCAAGCCCCACCAACUUCACACAGACAAGCCAGACAUGUGAAGGCCUAUAUGACCUCUCAAACAAAGCAGCCUCCAUGGGGACCCUAGGGCGACUCCAGCAGCCUGAGCAGAGCUCUACAGCCUUUAAACCUGUCCCUCAUUCCCAGACAACUGCAAACAGAGCAGAGUCUCCAAAAAGCCUCCAGGCCAUGGACAGAGACCCUCCAGACCAGACAGGCAGUGCCUCUCCCACCAUGGAGGCCCCACCGUCCAGCCCAGAGGAUGGCUCCAGGAUAGGCCCCCUCAACCUCUCUAAGAGGUCAGAGGCUACACCUGCAGCUGCUCAUGGACCCAUGUACUCAGGCAGUGCCCAGGAAGAGAGCCUGGGCUUCUCAGAGCUACAGGAUCUGCCCCUCAAUCUCUCUGUGAAGGACCCCUGUAAUGCCCGGGCUCUGAGGCCUGCCCUUCCCAGCCCACCACAUGGCACAGGACCUGCUGCUGCUGCUCCAAAGACUGAGGAAAAGAGAUCCGGGGACAGGCCAACCCACAUAGAGACACAGCGUGUUGAGGCCCCAAAUGGGAAAGGCCCAGAAGCACACGUGGUGGACAGCAGUGAGGAGCAGAAGCAGACGGCAGCUGUGGCCCUCUGUCAGCUGGCAGCCUACAGCCCAGGGAAUGUCCGUGUGGGCGAUGGGGAGCCUGCAGUCCAGGACUGCCAAGACGUGCCCACUCUUGGUUCCACAGAGAACCAGGAGACACAGUGUGACCCCAGACCCAAAGGACAAAAGAGGACCAGUCAAAGGGAUGCAGGAAAAUCCCAACAAGGAGCUAAGAAGCUGAAGCCAAGUGACACAGCACCAAGAGUGCUCACUCUACGCAAAAGGACCCGGGUGUCCUGAGGCCUGGCUCUCACAGGUGCUCAGGGCUGUGGCCACAUGUGCCCUCCACAUUGAGUUAUAGGCAGCACUUUUACCUUUUUUUUGUUUGUUUUUUUGUUUUCUUGAGGUGGGGUCUCGCUGUGCUGCCCAGACUGGCCCUACACUUAUGAUCCCGGGCCUUACGAGUACAGGAACAACCGGUAUCAAAAGCACGCCAGACUGUACCUUCACUUUUAUCCAGUCAAGUUUUACUAAUGCAAAUUUUUCCCAAAAAGAAAAAAAAAAGGACCAUA